Molecule: messenger RNA, 5351 nt
Organism: Trichechus manatus latirostris (Florida manatee)
Lineage: Eukaryota; Metazoa; Chordata; Mammalia; Sirenia; Trichechidae
Gene: FOCAD
Product: focadhesin
Exons: 42
Coding region: 45-5033 (1662 amino acids)
Biological process (GO): regulation of post-transcriptional gene silencing
Source: RefSeq, a predicted model, not a curated record
UUAGAAUCAAAGAAUUUAUAUACAUACAUGUAAGAAAAGCAAAAAUGUCAGAUGAUAUCAGGAAAAGGUUUGAAUUUCCAAAUUCUCUUAUCCAGUCACAGGCUGUGGGUCAUCUUAUUGCUGCAGUCCUAAAGGAAAAUGGUUAUUCAGAAAAAAUCCACCAGUCUACAAACCAGACUCCUGCUUUGAACUUGCUGUGGGAAAAGUGUUGCAGUGACAACGUGGUGGUUCGAACAGCCUGCUGUGAGGGUUUGGUGGCACUUGUUGCUCAGGAUCAUGCGGAAUUCAGCUAUGUUCUCAAUGGGAUACUCAACCUGAUUCCCUCGACCAGGAAUACCCAUGGCUUGAUAAAAGCCAUUGUGAAAUUAUUACAAAUGCAAGCUCUUAAGGAAGGACAAGGUGGGGAGAAGAAUAUUCAGGAUAUAUAUACUAUUAGGUUUUGUGUGAGACUCAGAGUCAGCAUGUUUAUCCAGCUGCUCAGCGAUAUGAACAUAGGUCAUUUGUGGACCACAUUUGAGACAUACUGCUUUAGCCCCUGGGAGCUUGACAUUACCACAGCUAAUCACUAUGUGAAUUACAGGUCAGAGAUUCCAUGUGUCCAAAUAAUGGCACCAUUUCUAUGGUAUUUAUAUUGUGAACCAUCCCAGUUACAAGAAUAUGCUAAACUUCGACUAGCCCUGCUAAAAGUCUUACUUCAACCCUCCGUUCUUUGUGAGAAAGAACAACCAUCAGUAUUGGAACAACACAUACUUCAACUGUGUUGUGACAUGGUUCCGUGUUUGCAGGACUUUCCUGUUGAACUGGUCUUAAGUGGAAUAGCUUUACUUCUUCUGCAGACUCCAGCAAGUCAACAGAGGCCGAUCUUAAGUCUAGCUUUGAAGCUCCUCUCUUUUGCUGAGGGUCAGAAAAUCCCAAAGUCAUCCCUGCUGCUGGUAAUGCCAGUUCUGCAGAUUUUAUCGUCUACUGCCUUGGAAGACUGUAUAUCUGUGGAUGAAGAAGGGCCCUCUAGGCAGCAGUUGGCUGUAAACCUUUUGGAAAUGGUACAGCAGGAGUGCUACAGAGACGACAGCCAAAAGGUUCCAAGUCUGAUUCCACUUUUGAUGUUCAAAUUAGGAAGACCACUGGAACCUGUAUCGUACAAUGAUAUCUUGUAUACUUUACCUACUCUCGGUGUUCACAAGGUGUGCAUAGGACAAAUUCUACGAGUAAUCCAACUGCUUGGAACCACCCCACAGCUAAGAGCUGUCACUUUGCGCUUGUUGACAUCUUUGUGGGAAAAACAGGAUCGUGUCUAUCCUGAGCUGCAGCGGUUCAUGGCCAUGUCUGAUGUGCCUUCUCUGUCUGUGGGCAGGGAGGUCCAGUGGGAGAAACUAAUCGCGAAAGCAGCAUCGAUCAGAGAUAUAUGUAAGCAAAGACCAUAUCAGCAUGGUGCUGAUAUGUUGGCAGCUAUUUCUCAGGUGUUAAACGAAUGCACUAAAUCUGAUCAAGCUACUCCAGCAGCCUUGGUGUUACAAGGUCUUCAUGCGCUCUGUCAAGCUGAGGUUGUUUGUAUUCGCUCUACUUGGAAUGCUCUCUCCCCAAAACUGAGUUGUGACACGAGACCUCUCAUUUUAAAGACCCUCAGUGAACUCUUUUCUCUGGUUCCUUCCUUAACAGUCAAUACAGCUGAAUAUGAGAAUUUUAAAGUUCAAGUCCUCAGCUUCCUCUGGACUCAAACUCAAAACAAGGACCCAGUUGUAGCAAAUGCUGCAUAUAAAUCUCUGUCACAGUUUAGCGCAGGGGAGCACACCAUUCUUCAUCUGCCUGAAAAGAUAAGACCAGAAAUUCCUGUUUCUGAUGAGCUAGAUGAAGAAGAAGAUGAUGAGGGUGAUGAAAAGGAAGUGGACCUUUCAAUUCCUGGUUUUUGCUAUCUCAAACUGUUGUCACUUACUGCUCCUUCAGUUUUACCAGCUUUGGAGGAAUUUUUUACAUCACUUGUGAAACAAGAAAUGGUGAAUAUGCCCCGUGGGGUGUAUCACUCUGCAUUAAAAGGAGGUGUCCGUUCAGAUCAAGGAAAGACUAUUGCAGGAAUCCCCAAUUUUAUGUUGAAAAUGUAUGAAACAAACAAGCAACCAGGAUUGAAACCUGGCCUUGCCGGUGGCAUGUUAUUUUGUUACGAUAUUUCAAUGUAUCAGAGUAAAGAUGGCAAACCAUUGAAUCGAUUGAUGGCCAGUAGAGGGCGAAGUUUCAAGCAGACAUCACUUGCUCUUGUGCAUGAGGUUCACAUUCAGCUCUUGGAGUGGCACCGUGCAGUAUUUCUCCCACAGGCCUGGCUUGCAUAUAUGAAUCGAGCAUAUCAUGCCAUUUUACAGGGAAGAAUAGCAGAGUUGGAGUUACAGUUAAAACACGGAAAAGAAGGACCUGAGGAGGUGCAGUACAAGAAAAGCACAGCCUGGCUCUGGGUCAGAGACAUGUUGACUGAUGAGAUCACCAAGGCAGCUGCAAAGGACAGCCCAGUGGUCAAAGGGAACGCACUGUUAGCCUUAAGUAGCCUUGCUGUUGUCGUAUCCAAACAUGAAGCCAGCCUCUCCUCAGACUCGGAUGAGGCCCUGGAGAUUCAACCUAACUUCCUUUCAAUGAAAGAGUGGGUUUCCAUGGUGCUUGAUACCCUCCUGGUAAUUGUGGAUAGUCAUUACCAACCCCGAGGACAACUCUUCUCCUGGUUUUAUUAUAAAUCCUAUUCCGGUGAAAACACAGCUAGUGCCAUUGCCCGUUCUGCUGCCGCCACGGCUUUGUCUCUCCUCGUGCCAGUUUUCAUUAUCUCUUGCAAAGAGAAGGUUGAGGAAAUCCUGAACAUGCUGACUGCCAGGUUACCUGGGAAACCAAGUGCUGACGAGUCUCAGGCCGUGCAAAUCCACAUGGGCCUUGCUUUGGGGAUGUUUCUCUCUCGUUUGUGUGAGGAGAAACUCAGUGAUAUAUCUGGCCAACAGAUGAACCUUCUUCUCAUGAAGUCUUUGAAUGCUCUGGAAAAUUGCUGCUUCGACACCAGUCUUGAAUACAACACGGGCUGUAUACUGGGAGUUGGACUUGUUCUGUGUCUGAUGAGCCACAGCAGCCACACGGAAUCCCGGGUCCACGUGGCAGCAUCGCUUCGAAAGCUCUCUACAUACCUAGAUGACAGUGGGAGCCAGAGCAGAACGUUUCAGGAGGUCCUUGCCUAUACCCUUAGCUGUGUAUGUACGUCAGCGUUCAGUGCUGGAAUUAUCGAGGCAGCAGAGGCUGAAGAUAUUAUGAAUAAACUUCGGCUGUUAGUAGAGAACAACCAGCAGACUUCAGGUUUUGCCCUGGCAUUAGGAAAUAUAGUUCAUGGUUUGUCUGUGUGUGGACACGGAAAAGCUGAAGACUUGGGCAACAAACUGCUUCCUGCCUGGAUCAGAAUUGUUCUAUCAGAGGGCACUCCCACGAUGCUUUGUCUGGCAGCUCUUCAUGGCAUGGUGGCCUUGGUAGGCUCUGAAGGGGAUGUAAUACAGCUGAAGUCAGAAGCCAUCCAGACCUCUGAGUUUCAAGGCAGACUUAAUGAAGUCAUUAGAACCUUAACUCAGGUCAUCAGUGUCUCUGGGAUGAUCGGCCUUCAGUCAAAUGCAAUCUGGCUUCUAGGACAUCUUCAUCUAUCUACUCUCUCCUCAAAUCAAAGUAGAAGCUCUGUUCCUACUGACUAUAGCUAUUUGCCUGAAAGCAGUUUUAUGAGAGCAGCCAUUGGCUUCUUCGUUACGGGAGGAAAAAAAGGUCCUGAGUCUGUACCUCCUUCCCUUCUUAAAGUAGUGAUGAAGCCCAUAGCAACUGUUGGAGAAAACUACCAAUUCCCUCCUGUGAACUGGGCUUCACUCCUCUCACCACUGAUGAGACUAAACUUUGGUGAAGAGAUACAGCAACUGUGCCUUGAAAUUAUGGUGACCCAGGCACAGUCAUCACAGAAUGCAGCUGCUCUGCUGGGCUUGUGGACAAUGCCACCACUAAUCCAUGGUCUGAGUCUGAAUAUCAAGAAAUACCUCCUGGUAUCUGCACCUCUGUGGAUAAAACAUGUCUCUGAGGAACAGCUCCUGGCUUUUGUUGAAAACUUAAUGGUGGCAGUUUUUCAAGCUGCUCCCCGCAUUUCAAGUACUGAGUUAUGUCAGAAUUCCUUACAGGGUCUAAGCCAGGCCAUGAAACUGCCCAGCCCUGCCCACCACCUCUGGAGUCUGCUCUGUGAUGCUGUUGGGAAAAUUUUUGACCUUCUGCCAAAUAAGAUUCGGAGAAAUGAUAUAGAGCUGUAUAUCAGUGUAGCAAAAUGCCUCUUGGAAAUGACAGAUGACAACAUCAAUCGAGUUGCCCAGAUUACUAAGAGCAACAUAGAAAAGGCUGCCUUUGUCAAACUGUACUUAAUCUCUCAAGGACGAUUCCCCUUGAUGCACUUGUCUGAUGUGCUCAGUGUCGCUGUGCAGCACCAGGAGAGGGAGACACUGGCCUGGAUGAUACUGCACAGCUUAUACCAGGCGCGGAUCGUGAGCCAUGCCAACACAGGCGUGUUGAAGCGAAUGGAGUGGCUCUUGGAAAUGAUGGGUUAUAUUAGAAGUGUUGCUUACCAGUCAACAUCUGUUCAGAAUGUGGCUCUUGAUAAGGCCCUGGACUUCUUGUUGUUGAUAUUUGCAGCAGCAGUCGUUGCGUGGGCAGACCAUGCAGCCCCUCUUCUCCUUGGCCUCAGUGCCAGCUGGUUGCCAUGGCAUCUUGGCUCAGCUGGGUCAGCACCCAGCUUCCUUGGCAGGAGUCCCAUGCACAGGGUCAUUCUGGAGGAGGUUCUCACUCUCCUUCCUAGUAGCAUGCCUCUUCUGCUGCAGAAGGAGCCAUGGAAGGAGCAGACUCAGAAGUUCAUUGACUGGCUAUUCAACAUCAUGGAAGCCCCCAAAGAAGCCCUUUCAGCAAAAUCCAGGAAUCUGUUAAAAGCCACCCUCCUGUCCUUGAGAGUUCUCCCAGAGUUUAAGAAGAAAGCUGUAUGGACCAGAGCAUAUGGUUGGUGAUCGGUUUUACAGUAGCCAGCAGCAUUCUCAGUUGGAUGAAGAAAACCACAGAGAUGGAAGGAGUUUUUCAGAAUUCAUGUGUAGGAUCGCUGAGACAUGACACAGAGAGUUAUGGGUCAUGAAAGGGUGGCCGCAUAACUGACAGCUUGAUCUGUGCUGUCAGGAGAGGGGUGCAUUGCUUCAGUACCCAGGCCAGUUGAGACUGAAACAGGAACUUGAAUGUUUUUAUUUGGCUACAGUUCAAUCAGAAGAUUUUCUUUGGGAAAACUUGACAGUAUAUAACUUCCUCCCUCCUAAAUUCUAGUAAAAUAAUCUUGU